This is a messenger RNA of Gracilinanus agilis (Agile Gracile Mouse Opossum), 3304 nucleotides long. RefSeq names its product BCLAF1 and THRAP3 family member 3 (gene BCLAF3). NCBI's taxonomy places the organism in Eukaryota, Metazoa, Chordata, Mammalia, Didelphimorphia, Didelphidae. Gene Ontology annotation, molecular function: transcription coregulator activity; DNA binding. Gene Ontology annotation, biological process: positive regulation of transcription by RNA polymerase II. The transcript has 13 exons. Gene Ontology annotation, cellular component: mediator complex. The coding region runs from base 452 to 2662 and encodes 736 amino acids. The record is from RefSeq and is a predicted model, not a curated record.
CCUGCGGCUGAGUCAGUCGCGGGAGGGAUGGGAAAGUAGAGGCAACCUGGUGUCCGUGGCGGUAGGGGGGAGGAAGAGGCGGUUCGGGGCGGAAGUGGUUCCGGGUCCCCGCGGCUACGGCUUGCAGCUGCAGCCCCAGCAGCCUCAGAAGCCGUCCGGAUUAGGAAGCGGGAGGAGGCAGCGGCGAAGGAGAAGAAAAAGAAGGAGGAGACGCUGCGGAGCUGGAGGCAGCCGCGGCCUCCCGGGAAUUACCCGCCUGGUUCUCAGGGACUCCACGGCGUAUGGGUGUGGAGAGAUUGGUGCCCUGGGUUUUGUAGGAGACUGUCCUCUCGGUUUUCCUGUCCGGAGGUCUGCGAGUUCCCACCCUUCUACAUUCUCCCGCAGCUCGCUGUACCUGGGGACCGGCUACAUUUUGCACGGCUGCGUUGGCAGCUCGUUGGUGUGCAGGACGAUGUCCUUGUCCCUGGGAGAAUUGUCCAACGUCGAACCUGCAGAUUUAAAAAGUGGAUCGUGGUAUACAUGUCAAAAGAUGGCAAGAUCACGGUCCAGAUCACCUAGGUGGAAACAGAGGUCUUUAUCACCAGAAUUUAGGAAUACUGAACACUAUAGGCAGAGAUAUCCCCAUGGCAAUCAUGACUAUGAAUACAAGGGGUUCAGGAAGGAUCCCAAAAGGACCAUGCCUUGGAGAAUGGACAGUGAGAAAUAUGAACAAAAUGAUUCAAGAAUCUCCUCCCAUGGAAAUGUACAUCAUAGAAUUUAUGAACACAGAUCACCUUCCCCAAGUGUAAGGAGGAAUUCUUUAGAAGAUACUUACAGUUAUAAGCCUCACCGGGGAUAUUCACCAGAAAGGGGAGAUAGUAGUCGAAAAUUUCAUUAUAUUUCCAAAUACUCAGAUACACCAUCCUACAAAGAGCAUGAAUGGCAUUAUUCUUCACAAAAAGUACAAGGAAGAUAUGUGCCUGAUGAUGCCAGAUUUACUGGAGUUGGAAAAGAAAUGAAGCAUUUUCAUAGAUCAGCAGACUCUUUUAAAUUUGAAGGAAAGUGGCACGAAGAUGAGCUGAGGUACCAGAGGAUACAGGAAGACAAAUAUGCUCAGUCACCCCGUAGAGGUCCUGAAGAACUUGUGACAAGGAGCACUUUUCAGAAGAGGUAUCCUGAGGAUGGUGAUUUCAGAGAAUAUGGACAUACAUCAAAAAGAACUAAAGACAUGGAAAGAUACGAAAACAGAGAGCCAUCCAGGAAUUCUAAAUGGAAAUCAGAACACUCUUUUCUGCCUUACCAAGAGAAGAAAGGACAAAGAAGUGUUGAAUCCCAAAUCCAUCGAUUUUCAGAAAGGGAAUACAUAGAGGAGAGUUCGUUAGCAAAGAUAACCUAUAGCUAUCGACACAAACAUUAUAAGCACUCAGAUGGGGAACAGUCCUUUUCUAAUGGAAGAACACAGAAAUACUCCAAGGAAGAAGACAGAAAAUACAAUUCUCCAAAGAGUUCUCUAAAUCGAGAGUUAGGUUAUUUUAGUAGUAGUAGUGGAAGAAUGAGAGAGACUGAAGAAGGGAAUAUUGAUACUUUAAAAUAUCAUAAGAAGGCCUGUCCUUAUAAAAAUGAUACUGACUUGAGACUCUUUAAUAACAAAUUGAAGGAAAGAGUAAAGAAAGACAUUGAUUUGAAAAAAGAGCAUGAUUCUUCUAGUAGCCAGCAUGAUAUGAGUCAUAGACCUCCAGAUAGGAAAUCUUCUAAUGUCAGCCUGAAGAAGAAAUUGCUUACAGUUAAAGUGGAUAUGAAGAAGACAAUAGAUAAAUACAGGUAUUUAUCUUUUUUUGAGAGAGACAUGUCACGUGAUUUGGUUACUGUUGGCAGGAAAAAGGAAAACUUCCAUCCAGUGUUUGAACAUCUUGACUCCACAACACAGAAUGUUGAAAACAAACCAUCGGGAGAAUUUACUCAGGAAAUCAUCACAAUAAUCCACCAAGUUAAAGCAAAUUAUUUUCCAUCUUCUGAUCUUACUCUACAUGAACGUUUCUCAAAAAUGCAAGAUACACAAGUUCCUGAUAUAAAUGAAAUUAAAAUGAAUUCAGAUCCAGAAAUUCACAGAAGAAUUGAUAUGUCUUUAGCAGAACUACAGAAUGAGCGAACUGUGAAGUGUGAACCAGGACAGGCCUUGCUCAGAGUAAUAGAAGAUCCCAAUGAUCUUCGACAUGACAUUGAAAGAAGGAGAAAAGAACGAUUACAGAAUGAAGAUGAACGGUUUUUUCACAUAGGCAGAGCUAUAGGAAGGAAUGAUCAGAACUCCAGUUUUUCAAAAUUUCAGAAUAUUCAUACAGGUGGAUUUCAGAAACCUAUAAGAUUUAUUAAACCAUACUUCAGGAAAUUUAUUAGAAAACCUUACAAGGAUUAUACCUCAAAAACAAAAGACAUUGUUAAUGACAGACCAUUUGGAAUUAGAGACAAUCUUCAAAAACACAGGAUUUUCCCUUUACAGAACAAUUUGAUAGAUGGCAGAUUCCAGCCCCAUUAUAAAUCUGGCCUAGUACUGAAGGGUUUGUAUGUUCAAGCUAAGUACCAGCGCUUACGUUUUACUGGUUCAAAGGGAUUUACCACUAAUAAAUUCAGAGAAGAAUUUCUAAAGAAAGAAAAGGAGUAUAUGGACAUUGCUGCUGAAAUCUAACCUACAAUUUUAACAGCUGGACAUGAACAUUACACAAGAGGAUUUCUGCUUGGUGACGUCUCUUUGUCAGGAGUUAAUAGAGAAUUGGAACUAAUACUGUAACUUUCUUGAUAAAUAACUUUAUUUUUCAGUAGUAGAAUGCUGCAACUUUUUUACAAUUAACAAUUGCAGCAUUCAAUUUGAAAGUUGUAACCGCAGUUCUCUUGAAAAAGCCUCAAGAAUCACUCGAAGGGAAUUUAUUUAUUGAUAACAUUUUCUCUGAGCAUGAGUUUAUGGAUAGAACUUAUUGAGUUGUUAUAUCUAAAAGUUUAUAUGUUGAAAGUUUAUUGCUUAUGUAAUAAAAAAAAAAAAAGAAAAAAACACAGAAAACCUUGAAGUGUUUCUGAAUUGUAUUGGGGGUUUGUACCUGACAAGUUUAAAUUCUACAUUGUAAAUGCAAUAGAAAAACUGGAAAACCAUUUCAAACCUUAAUUGUGGUAGUUGUAUCUAAAAACAUUUACAUUUGCAUAAUAGGUGAAUUUUCCCUUUUCAGAUUUCAGAAUUUCACUGGCAAAAAGAUUUGUAAAAUUUAUAUUAGAUACGUUUUUUCAGAGGUACAUUUGGCAUAUUUUUAAUGCACAGCCUUUGUACAUUAAAAUUUAA